Polyodon spathula (Mississippi paddlefish) is the source of this 1833-nucleotide messenger RNA. Its product is annotated as voltage-dependent anion-selective channel protein 2-like. Gene Ontology annotation, biological process: monoatomic anion transmembrane transport. The transcript is spliced from 9 exons. The coding region runs from base 134 to 985 and encodes 283 amino acids. Gene Ontology annotation, molecular function: voltage-gated monoatomic anion channel activity. Lineage: Eukaryota; Metazoa; Chordata; Actinopteri; Acipenseriformes; Polyodontidae. Gene Ontology annotation, cellular component: mitochondrial outer membrane. The record is from RefSeq and is a predicted model, not a curated record.
GCCGGUAGAGGCGUCUCUCCUUCACUUCGCCCUCCAACCGGAGUGAUUUACUGUGGCAGUGCAGCCAGAAACGGCAAAAGAAAAGCAAAUAAACCUUACUUUCUAGCUCGCCUCAAGAUCAGACACAGGAAGAAUGGCUGUUCCUCCAUCAUACGGUGAUCUGGGUAAAUCCUCUAGAGACAUUUUCAACAAAGGAUAUGGAUUUGGGGUGGUGAAACUGGAAGUAAAGACCAAGUCUGCCAGUGGAGUGGAAUUCACAACUUCUGGCUCAUCCAACACUGACACGAGCAAAGUCAUUGGAAGUCUGGAUACUAAAUACAAGUGGUCUGAAUAUGGUCUGACCUUCACAGAGAAGUGGAACACUGAUAACACUCUGGGAACAGAAAUCACAAUUGAAGACCAGAUUGCCAAAGGUUUGAAGCUGACAUUUGAUACUACCUUCUCACCAAAUACUGGCAAAAAGAGUGGGAAAGUCAAGACUGCAUACAAGCGCGAGUUUGUCAAUCUGGGUUGUGAUGUGGACUUUGACUUUGCUGGCCCAACUAUCCAUGGUGCUGCUGUGGUUGGUUAUGAGGGAUGGCUUGCUGGCUACCAGAUGACUUUUGACACCGCCAAGUCGAAGAUGACUCGGAACAACUUCUCUGUGGGGUACAAAACUGGAGACUUCCAGCUACAUACCAAUGUUAAUGAUGGUUCUGAAUUUGGAGGUUCUAUUUACCAGAAAGUGAGCGAUAAGCUUGAAACUGCAGUCAAUCUGGCUUGGACUGCAGGCAGCAAUAGUACUCGUUUUGGCAUUGCCGCAAAGUACCAGCUGGAUUCUACUGCUUCCAUCUCCGCGAAGGUGAAUAAUUCCAGCCUAAUUGGAGUGGGAUAUACUCAAACCCUAAGGCCAGGUGUAAAACUUACUCUGUCUUCCUUGAUUGACGGGAAGAGCAUCAACGCUGGUGGCCACAAACUGGGUUUGGGCCUGGAGUUGGAGGCAUAAGAGGCUUAACUAUAGCUUGCGCAAUGAGGAAAUUGGAAGAUUUGGCCUUAAAUGCAGUUCAUACGACCAGCGGGGGGAUUUCUGAAAGGGAUGUUUGAAACAACAAGAAAACUGGUCCUUUUAAUACUCCUAGGCAGUCUGAAAGCUGGUUUCAGUACAAUGGGUUAUAGUUAUUAAAGAAGGCUGUAGUAGGGCAGUCAUUUUAUACAUUUUCAUGUAUUUAAUGAGUCUGUGUGCUGCCAUCCUAAUGAAAUACAUCUUUAUCAAAAAUGGACAUUUUGUGAGUGCAUGUUAAACAUUUGAUAUGUUGGAUACAGAUGAACACAGAUUGGGGGGGGGGGGGAGAAGAACACGGUAUUUUUGUUUUACUACAGCAUAUUUAAUAAUUGAUAUUCCUCUUUUACCUUGUAUGAUUUGAAGUACUUUAGCAGAGUUCUUUGUAUUUAAAUGCUGUACAAUUAUACUUUUAAUCGCAUGCAUUGGAAGCUUAACCCAUCUUGCAAUUUGCUGUGCCACUAUCAGGGAUAGUAAUGGAAUUUAAAUCAAAACCAUAACACUAAACUGAUGUUAUUACAAAUAUCUUGUUAAAUGUAACUUAUAAUUGGAAUAUAUGUCAAGCUUGGUCAAUUGGAGGGUCUUUUUUUGCUUUUACAAAGUAUCAGUAUAGAACUACUGAUCAAGAUGCAAAACACAAACUCAGUUUACACCAAAAAACAAAACAAAACGCAAAACAGAAUCUCGCAUCAAAAAUGAAUUUGACAAACCCUAAAGCUAUAACUGCCACUACCAUGUCAUUGCUGUCAAGAGUCCUCAUGUAUUUAACUUCCAAAUAAAGGCUUUGAACCCAA